AUGGCCAUGGGGUCACGAGCAGGAACGGUGCUCUUCCCCCCCGCUUUACAAGGCGUGGGCGAGGCCACGACCGCGGAGGAAGAGCUCGUCGAGCCGGAGCUGUACGUCACGACGCGGUCGUUCCGCGCGGAUCGUUCGUUCCUCGGUCGGCUGCCGCCUCCGGCGCGAGACGCGCUCAGCACCGGAGGCGUGUGCCACUUCCUCUGCGUGUACAAGUCCGAACGCGGGGAGAUCUUCCAGUUCGACUUCGGUCCGUUCGGUGGCGACGUGCACAGCGCGAUGUUGAGCGACACCGGGUCGUCGUCGUCGUCGUCGUCGUCGUCCACGCCCGGUCACGUCCGCGAGAAGAAAUUAGACGCGUUGCCCGCCAACGGAACGUACCUCGUCGGGAAGACGUCGAUGACACUCGACGACGUCCGCGCGUUCAACAAGAAGCGAGAUACCAUCUACAACGUGAACAAGAACGACUGCCGGCAUUACGUGAACGACCUGUGCGAGCUCGGGUGCGGGUUCACGAACGCGUGCAGCAAGUACGUCAAAGGCGAGGUGUUCGGCCGCUCGAUGUUCUCUCGCGCCGCCGAGGAGCGCGCGGAGGAACGCCGACGACGCGCGACCGAGCUCGCGGUCCUCGUGCCGAUCAUGGCGGUCACGGACCUGGAGAACGCGCCGCUGUGGGAGCGCUUGCAGCAUGGGUCGACCGCGGCGCUGAUCAUCGGCGUCGGCGUUCGUGCGGUGCCGCCAGCGCUCGUCGCGGUCGCGUCCGCGCGCGCCGCCGCGGCCGGGGGGGCGAGCGCGAAAGUGGCCGCGAGCGCGGGGAUGAGCCUGGGCGCCGCGGCCGCGGGCCUCGGCGGCGCGAUCGAGGCGAUGGGCGCGGGGGGCAUCUUAGCGAGAGCGGCCGCGGCGUCGAAGCCGCUGGUAGCGCCGGUGGCGAGAAGGUUGAUCACGACAGCCGCGGGGGUCAUCGGCGGCGCGUCGGAGGACAUUCAGAGGACGGUUCGUCCGGGAUACGACAGGGCGGUUCGCGCGAUGAGUUCCAUAAGGGGUAACUGGGGGGGGAGCGGGGCGCAGGGACGGCGGGCGACCCCUGCGUUGGGAUGGGCGGGCCAGCGGAACUUGCAAGCCGCGGGCGGGGGCAAGCCUUGA
Molecule: messenger RNA, 1143 nt
Organism: Micromonas pusilla CCMP1545
Lineage: Eukaryota; Viridiplantae; Chlorophyta; Mamiellophyceae; Mamiellales; Mamiellaceae
Exons: 1
Coding region: 1-1143 (380 amino acids)
Source: RefSeq, a predicted model, not a curated record